UGCGUGGAUCUCGUUGGUCUUCACUCUCUUGGAGUUAUACCUCUUGCUUCCGCAUUUUUUGGACUUCCUAAAGAAAUCCAGGUUACAGGCCACUCAAAAGUCGCAGGUCACGAUCAGAUCGGUGCAGGAUGUCGGGGUCCUUACCUUUCUACCAGAAACACCACCGCCACUAUGACCGCGGAUACCGCAGCAAGGAGCUGGAGUCUGCUCUUAGCCAAUACCGGCAGUCCAGCACUUACUCCGCUCGCAGCAGUAGCAUCAGCAAAGGAGCGAAAGCUGCUGUGUUCUCAGAGGUAGCGGAGACUGAUCUGGGCCCAAUAGCCAAAAAAUCCAAGCCAACGUACCUGGCCUUCGACAAGGAGAACCAAAUCAUCGGCUACGUUGUGCCUCUCUUCAAAGGCAGUCAGGAGUUUGCCAGCGGACUUUCAGACACCGAGGAGGCAAGGAUGAAGGAGACUGCCGGGUACCUGGCCAGGAGAGAGCUGUUCUCCAGCGAGCUAAAGGAAGAAAAAGUGGAAAUGCACCAGACCUCCAGGAGAGUGGCCAUGAGAGAGUCAGCGGAGCGAAUGGUCUUGAAAAAGACGAUCUACGAGAAUGAGGAAUUCCACCGGAGGAUGAAUGAAGACCACCUGAUGUACGCCCCACGCUUUGUGAUCAAGCCCCGCUCCCACAUGGUGUGGGAGAAGCAGUCGGUGCGACUGCACUGCACUGUGUCAGGCUGGCCUGAGCCUCGCGUGGUGUGGUACAAAAAUAAUGUGUCUAUUGACCCUCUCCUCCACCCUGGCAAAUAUAAGAUACAGAGCAGUUACAACGUUCAUUACCUGGAGGUCAACAGAUGCGAUUUUGAUGACACCGCUCAGUAUCACGUAUCUGCCAUGAACGCGAAAGGGGAGCUGUCCGCCUUUGCCUCCAUCGUGGUGAAAAGAUUCAAAGGAGAAGUUCCCGACUCACUUCCUGCUCCAAGACAUCAUGGGUUCUGCUCUGAGUACGGCAUCACAUUUGAGACCCACUUUGUGGACAAGUUCAGUGUUUCCUUCGGCCGGGAGGGAGAGACCCUAAGCCUGGGCUGCACCGUGAUCAUCUCCCCCAGUCUGCCUCGCUUCCAGCCCGAAGUGCAGUGGUACAGAGAUGACGUUCUCCUUCAACCCUCCAAAUGGGUGCACAUUCACUGGAGCGGAGAGCGCGCCACCCUGACCCUCCCCCACCUCAACAAGGAGGACGAGGGCCUGUACACCCUGCGUGUGGCCACCAAGUCCGGCUACGAGACCUACUCCGCCUACGUCUUCGUCAGAGACGCUGACGCGGAGAUGGAAGGGGCUCCCGCUGCUCCUCUGGACGUGUCCUGUCAGGAUGCCAAUAAGGAUUACGUCAUUGUGACCUGGAAACAGCCAGCAGUGGAUAGAGGGAGCUCCAUUCUGGGAUACUUUGUGGACAGAUGUGAGGUGGGCACCACCCACUGGAGCCAGUGCAACGACACGCCCGUGAAGUUCGCUCGCUUCCCCGUGACGGGGCUGGUGGAGGGGCGCUCGUACGUGUUCCGCGUGCGCGCCGUCAACAAGUGCGGCAUGAGCAGGCCGUCCCGCGUCUCCGAGCCUGUGGCGGCCAUGGACCCCGCUGACCGCGCCCGCAUGAAAGGUCAUCCUUCAGCCCCCUGGACUGGUCAGAUUAUCGUCACAGAGGAGGAACCUGCAGAGGGCGUGGUCCCUGGCAAACCCAGUGACCUGGCCGUCACUGAGGCAACCAAGAACUAUGUGGUGCUGAGCUGGAAGCCCCCAGGACAGAGGGGUCAUGAGGGCAUCAUGUACUACGUGGAGAAGUGUGUGUCCGGCACGGACAGCUGGCAGAGGGUGAACACGGAGAUCCCGGUGAAGUCUCCCCGCUUCGCCCUGUUCGACCUGGCCGAGGGGAAGUCCUACAGCUUCCGCGUGCGCUGCUGCAACUCGGCCGGGGUCGGGGAGCCCUCUGAGCCCACGGAAGCCACCACCGUCGGCGACAAGCUGGACAUCCCCUCCUCCCCCGGCCGCGUGGUCCCCACCAGGAACACGGACACCUCGGUGGUGGUGUCCUGGGAGGGGUCUAAGAACGCCAUGGAGCUGGUGGGGUACUACAUCGAGAGCAGCCUGGUGGGCAGCAAAGCCUGGGAGCCCUGCAACAACAAGCCCGUGAAAGGCUCCAGGUUUGUGUGCCAUGGCCUGACUACAGGAGAGAGCUACAUAUUCAGGGUGAGAGCUCUGAACGCAGCCGGACUCAGUGACUACUCACAGGAGUCAGAGGCUGUCAUAGUGAAGGCCGCCAUAGCUUCCCCUACCCCUCCCUAUGACAUCACGGUGCUGGAGAGCGUGCGCGAUGCCAUGGUCCUGGCCUGGAAACAGCCCACCUUCCUUGGCGGUGCUGACAUCACCGGGUACUUCGUGGACUACCGGGAGGUCAUCGACGGGCUGCCCGGGAGGUGGCACGAGGGCAACAUAAAGGCGAUCAGCGAGCGUGCUUAUCGAGUGGAGGAUCUGAAGGAGAACAUGCUGUACCAGUUCCAGGUGCGCGCUGCCAACAUGGCGGGCGUGGGAGUCCCCUCCAUGGCCAGUGAAACCUUCAAGUGUGAGGAGUGGACCAUCGCAGUGCCAGGCCCUCCCCAUGACCUCCAAGUGUCCGAGGUGCGCAAGGACUCGCUGGUGUUGCUGUGGAAACCGCCCGUUUACCAGGGCCGCGACCCGGUCAACGGCUUUUAUGUGGACAUCAAGGAGGCGGAAGCCACGGAGGAGUCCUGGAGGGGGGUGAACGAAAAGGCCACGGAGAAGACCUACAUGAAGAUCAGGGAUCUGAAGGAGGGUGUCUCCUACCUUUUCCGUGUGCGUGCCCAGAACAAGGCGGGGGUAAGCAAGGCCUCUCAGGCCACGGAACCCAUCCUGGCUGAGACCCGUCCAGGUACCCAUGAGAUUGUUGUUGCAGUUGAUGAUGACGGUGUGAUCUCAAUGAACUUUGAGUGUUCCAGCAUGACGAAAGACUCACAGUUUGUGUGGUCCAAAAACUAUGAAGAAAUUCAAGAGUCUCCUCGCCUUACUGUGGAGACCAAAGGGGGAAAGUCAAAAGCCACCUUUAAAAUGCCGGCUGAGGAUGAUCUUGGCAUUUAUUCCUGUGUUGUCACCCACACUGACGGCGCUUCUGCCAGCUACAACUUAAACGAAGAAGAACUGAAGAAACUUCUGGAGAUCAGUCACGAUCACAAGUUCCCCAUUAUCCCUCUCAAGUCAGAGCUGGCGGUGGAGCUGCUGGAGAAAGGCCGUGUGCGGUUCUGGCUGCAGGCCGAGAAAAUGUCCUCCGGUGGCAAAGUGGAGUACGUGUUCAACGACAACCGUCUGGCGCAGGGAGAGAAAUACAAGAUGAACUUUGACAAAAACACAGGCAUCAUCGAGAUGUUUAUGGACUCGCUGACGGUGGAGGACGAGGGCACCUACACCUUCCAGCUGGAGGACGGGAAAGCCACCAACCAGUCCAGCCUCGUGCUGAUUGGAGACGUGUUCAAGGACAUACAGAAGCAAUCAGAGUUCCAUAGAAAAGAAUACUUCAGGAAGCAAGGACCCCACUUUGUGGAGUAUCUCAGUUACGAGGUCACCCCAGAAUGUCGCGUGCUGUUGAAAUGUAAGGUGGGAAACAUUAAAAAAGAGACGGUGGCUUCGUGGUACAAGGACGGGCGGGAACUCAAAGUGGACGAAAAGCUGUCAUUCACCGAAGGAGUGCUCUCCCUGGAGAUUGCCCAGAUUUCAAAGAGAGAUGCUGGUGUUUAUGAAGUCGUGCUCAAGGACGAGCGUGGAAAGGACACUGCGACGUUGAAGCUGACGGAUCAGGGUUUCAAGGACUUGAUGAAUGCAGUAUUUAGUGUUAUCGCUAACUCCUCCACACCACUGAAGAUCCAGAGUACAGAUGAGGGCAUCAGACUAUAUACCUUCGUCAACUACUACAAUGAUGAACUCCUUGUCACCUGGCAGCACAAGGAUGCAGCCAUCGCCUUCAACACAGAAAGGAUCAAGAGCGGCGUUGUGGGGGAGCAGCUGUGGCUGCAGAUUUCUGAGCCCACGGAGAAGGACAAGGGAAAGUAUGCCAUCGAGUUCUUCGAUGGCAAGGGUGGGCUCCGGAGGACCGUGGAGCUGACUGGGCACGCCUUUGAUGAUGCGUUCGCAGAAUUCCAGAGACUGAAAGCGGCUGCCGUCGCAGAGAGAAAUCGUGCUCGUGUGGCCGGAGGCCUGCCUGACGUGGUGACCAUCCAGGAGGGCAAGUCUCUAAACCUCACCUGCAACAUCUCGGGAGACCCGGUGCCUCUGGUAACCUGGCUGAAGAAUGAGAAGGAGCUGGUGUCAGAUGACCACUUCAUCCUCAAAUUCGAGUCUGGCAAGUUUGCCAACUUCAUCAUCACCAAUGUGUCCACGGCCGACUCCGGCAAGUACUGCAUCCUGGUGAAGAACAAAUUUGGAACGGAGAGCGGAGACUUCACCGUAAGUGUCUUCAUCCCAGAUAGCGAGCAGCCCCAGAAGAAGGCGGAUAAGAAAAAAUAAAAAGAACUUCAUACUACAUAUGCAUAUAUUAAAACACUAUAUAGAUAUUUAAUAGAUUGAUUAUAUAUUGAAAAUGAUAACGGUUGAACGAUCGCCUGGGUGGUUGGAAAAACUUUAGCCUCCAGAUAAGCAACUUUCUUCUGGGAGUAAAUUAUAGAGGAUUAGGGGGAAAUCUGUCAAGAUUGAUUGGAAAUAUUUGUUGCCAUUCAGGAGGGUAAGGACCCAAUAACACACUUGAGUAAAAGGCAUUGAUUAUCCUGCUCUAAACAUAACUGCCUUUACUAGUAAUGCAAAUAGAGUGUUUCCCGAUCAGUAAUACGUUUGUAGUGCAGUCUCUGGCAGGUAGCUCUAAAUUUCAAAUACAGAAAUAUAUGAAGUGGUGUCUAAUUUUCUGACUCAAAAGGUAAAAAUUAAACAGGCACACUUGGUCCAACAACACCACCAUGACAAAGCAAUUAAUUAAAUUGGUCUGGGAUGCACAGUAGGAUCCAGCUAUAAUUCAUGCUUUUGGUCUUUCAUCCAAACUUUCUUUUUUAGUGUGUUUCUUUGCUUUUCAGUUGUAGAAAAAAUUAAUAAUAGUAUAUGACAAAUGCUUGAAUCCGAUGUGUUCAUAUUCAUAGCCAUAUGUCCACAGUGAGCAGAUUGUUGGGCACUAGUUUUGCUAGCAGUUCAGACUAGCAGUAAAUGACCUCUGCCAGUGUCACCUACACAUCAAGUAGGACCUUUAGCAGAUUCCCCAUGACCCAGGUAUAAUACUGUAUCUUUCAAACUGGUGCUUUUUCUCUAAAAUACCUCUGCAUUAUUAGCACACACAACAUUGCCCAAUGCAUUGGUAUGCCAGUAUAACCUUCAUAGGUCCUCCCCUUCUUCAUCUGAGACCAGCUAUUCACACAGGACGACAAACAGUGGAGUGAAUCAGGACUGUAGAAGAAGAGCAGCCCCAUAGUGUUGCUAAUUUGUGUUUUUUAAUGGUUGUGGUUAAGGCUUUUUUUCUUGCUGUACAAGGCAGUCUCUAUUCAACUGUGAAAACCCAGCUUUGUCCUCUGUACUAGCUCAAAAGACUGGAAGCUGAGUGUCAGUGGGGAUAAAGAUGAGAAAAUGUACGUUGUGGUCAUUGUUUCCUGUAGAGUGCAAUUAAAUGAAUUAAUCCAUUGUGUUGAAUGUAAGCCCCACUUCAUUCAGUCCAAUAAUGGCACUUCCUUGUCACUGUCCUUCUGGUGCCCCUUGUCAUUUGACUAAUAAACAGUGCACAUGUUCUUCACCUCC
Messenger RNA from Conger conger (European conger), 5813 nucleotides. RefSeq names its product myomesin 1b (gene myom1b). The coding region runs from base 129 to 4547 and encodes 1472 amino acids. Lineage: Eukaryota; Metazoa; Chordata; Actinopteri; Anguilliformes; Congridae. Gene Ontology annotation, molecular function: protein binding. The transcript has 37 exons. The record is from RefSeq and is a predicted model, not a curated record.